This is a messenger RNA of Anopheles stephensi (Asian malaria mosquito), 3626 nucleotides long. RefSeq names its product coiled-coil and C2 domain-containing protein 1-like. Gene Ontology annotation, biological process: regulation of transcription by RNA polymerase II. Gene Ontology annotation, cellular component: nucleus. Gene Ontology annotation, molecular function: DNA-binding transcription repressor activity, RNA polymerase II-specific; RNA polymerase II cis-regulatory region sequence-specific DNA binding. The record is from RefSeq and is a predicted model, not a curated record. The coding region runs from base 165 to 2762 and encodes 865 amino acids. Lineage: Eukaryota; Metazoa; Arthropoda; Insecta; Diptera; Culicidae. The transcript has 5 exons.
CAUCUGUCAUUCACAAUCAAAACAAAUGCGCGAUUUCGAUUGCGAUAAUAAGCUCAACAACAAGAGGUACACGAUUUCCUAUGCUGUGAAAAAGACUUUCUGGGCGUUCAAAAGUGCAGUUCGUGUGUGGGUGGUUAAUGCACUGUCCUUGAUUGUGUACUGCAAUGUUUGGUUUCAGCAAACCAACGCCACCGAAGCGUGAGCGAAAGCGAGAUCCUGCCGAGUUUGGCAUAUUCGGACUAUCGAACGACAUUCCAGGACUCGACGAUGAAGCAGACGAUGCGAGCGAUGCAGAUGACGAUGCACUGGAAGCGGAACUGGCUGCAAUUACGGCGGGGUUGGCUGGUGUACGAAAGGCAAAACCAAAACCCAAAGCGAAAGGAAUUGUGGCACCACAGGAGCUGGAUGCAAUGGUAGCGGCCAGUUUGCGAGACGUUGGAAGCGACGACGAUGCAUCCGAUGGUGAUGACGAUGACUCAGACCUGCUGGACGAACUGUCCGCAAUUACGGGUGGUGCUGUUGCAGACGAAGACGAUGGUUUGAACGAGGAUGUUGCUGAAGCAAAACCCAAACCAGCAGCACCACCGAGGAAAAGCGCAUCGAAUGGAGACUUGGUUGCAUUGCUUAAGUCACGUGUCGCGAUGUACACACAGGCCGAAGAAGGUGCGAAGAGGGCGGGCGAUUCUGGAAAAGCGAGAAGAUUUAAUCGAGGGCUUAAAACGCUCAAAGACCAGUUGAAAUUAGCCGAAGCUGGCAAACCAGUCGAUGAAAGCGUUAUUCCACCGGAAGUGAGCGUAAAACUGGCCGCUCCGCCAAAGGAUCCAACGGAUGAUAUAGCGAAACCUAGCACUGCACCUGUUCGUCCUGCUCCGCCGCCUCCCUCAGCAGCACUAACUUCAUCCUCCCCCGACGAACCAGGACCUUCCCGAUCGGCACCACCACCAGUGCCACCAAGGCGGGAAGCAAAACCACCACCGACGCCGGCCCCGGUACUGCAAGACACGGUUGCAAAGGAAAACCCCAAGCUGAUACUGCUUAACGAGCGAAAGCAACUCUACAAACAGGCUGCACUAAGUGCGAAAAAAGCAGGAAACAAUGAACAAGCGAUGGCGUACGUGAAGGUUCUAAAACAGUUCGAUGUGGUAAUUCGUGCGAUGGAGAACGGUGAGGAGGUAGACCUUAGUCGAAUGCCACCACCACCGAGCGAGCUUAAUACGUCGCAAGCCAGCCGCCCAGCAGUGCCUUCCGCGAAACAGGAAGAAAAGGUACAGAAAGAGGCGGACGUGCCUUCCCGGCCAGUUUCAGCCCCUUCUGCGGAACAGCCCGCAGAAGAAGCGGAGGAAGAAGAGGAAAAUUUAAUACAAGCUACCACUGUGCUGGAAGCACUCGAGCAGCGAUUGGAAAAGUAUAAAGCAGUCGAACAGGCCGCCAAAGACGAGGGCAACGGUUCGAAAGCUCGGCGCAUGGGACGAAUCGUGAAGCAGUACCAAGAUGCGAUAAAGAUGCAUAAGGCCGGGAAGCCGAUUCCGAUCGAUGAACUACCGACACCGCCAGGCUAUGGACCGAUCCCGGUCGAUGGACCUCCAAAGCCACCGGCACCAACCAAAAAGCCUACCCCUCCGGUACCGUCGAAACCUCAAGCCACUUCACCGCUCGUACCGUCCGCAGAGCCAGUCCCGGGGACGAGCAAGAGCUCUCCAAAACCCGUCACACAGUUCGACAAACAGUUAAACCUUCUGCUGGAACGGCACCGCGAAUACAAACAGGCGGCUAUUGAAGCGAAAAAGGCCGGUGACCUCGACGAAGCGAAGGAAUGUUUACGGGUGUUCAAGGGGCUGGAAAAGCUGAUAGAGGUGGCCCGCGCUGGUGGAAGGGUCGACCUAACCACGGUGCCUAUUGCUCCCUCGAAACGGAACGCGCUGGAAGCUUCCUUUACCAUCGUAAACUCGGAGGACUGUGAUCAGACGGGUGAGGGCCAUGAGCAGCCCGCGCUAGACGAGGGCAUCGAUGGGGAGACGCGCAUACGGCUGGAAGAGCAACUGUCGAAGCAGUUAAUUAUCUGCCGAAACACGCGCGACCAUCACCGGGCGAUGGGAGACAUUGGGGGUAUGAACAAGUUCGAAAAUCUCGCGCUCAACGUACAGAAGGAUCUCGAUCUCGUGCGGUUGGGCCAUCGGCAGGGCUUGCCGCUGCCCAAGUUCCACUACGAAAAGCUGCAGUUUAAUGUGGUGAAAUGCAACACGGAUCUGUCGGAUAAUGAAAUUGAAAUAUGCGUGGUGCGGGGCAUCAAUUACAAUGUGCCGAAUCCGAAGGAUGUGGAUACUUACGUGAAGUUCGAGUUUCCCUAUCCGCAGGAAGAUCCACUGAAAGGAAGGACGAACCUUGUGAAGGACACCCACAGUCCGGAGUAUAAUUAUCAGCAAACGCUCGAAAUACAGCGCAGCCAGCGGAACUGUCAGCGCGUGUUCAAGCGCCAUGCACUGAAAUGUGAAGUCUACUCCAAAGGCCGCUGCUGUCACGGUGCAUCAACUGGACUUUUCUCCUGUUUCAGUGGUUUCCUUCGCUCGGACGUGCUGAUCGGCACGGUGACGGUAAAGCUGCAGCCGCUGGAGACGCAGAUCGAAAUCCACGAUUCAUUUCCGCUAAUGGAUGGAAGGCGCACGGUCGGUGGCAAGCUCGAGGUCAAACUGCGUGUCCGUAAUCCCAUCCUGACGAAGCAAAUCGAGCAGAUUAACGAACGUUGGGUGGUGCUCGAUUCAUAGACACACUUCCGGGACGACGCAAACGACUUCCGUUCGGGGUUUGCCGGCUGAACAUGGAUUGCCGAACUGAAUUACCCAAGCUAUUUGCAGUGCGUACUUGUCGCGUCGGUGUGCAUGUCCGAACGGUCCGACAGAGAGAGAGAGAGAGAGAACAGGUAUCAAAAUGCAACAACGAAACGUUUUGCGCGACGGAUGGUGCGAAAUGUAGUUGAAUAAAUUAAACGCGUGCUACGGGCGCUGUGUUCUGGUACGGUUCGGGCAAACAGUUUCGGUCUACGCUAGAAUGUGAUAUUAAGGGAUGUCCGCAGCACAGGGUCAAAACGGUAUCGGGUCGGUAGCAAUUGGAUGAACACGACCACCCCAACCAACGCUUCCCAGCGCAUCUCGUCAGGUCCCGUGGGGAAUUGGCGGAGCACAGCAUAAAGUCUACCCACUUCCCUAAUUUGAUAUUGUACGAUGGUGUCGCCCCCGUACAGAAGACAAUGAAACGAACACGCUUACACGGUUAUCUUGUUGUUAGGUAUGGAAUAAACUUCAAAGAAGAGAAGCGGUCCAGCAACUUGAAGGAAACGUAACGCUGCGGGUCGAAAAUGGAGUUUGGGAAUACUUUCGCCUUUUGGUAACAUAUAAUUAGAAAAAAAAAAAUAUCAUUUACGCUUCAUUUUGGUUCUGGUUCGAGUGAGAAUAAUAAAUUAAACCUAACCCACGCUGCAGAACGGUCAGUAAAACUGUUCGUCUUUAUAUAUUUAUCGGUUCAGUUCGUUUGCGCGACUGUGCAAACUGAGUGUAAACAGUGUUUUCCCCGUCCCCAAACAAAUCUGUAGCAUGAAAAAGUUCAAUAGAAAAAAUGUGAUUCAGUAGCAA